Lasiosphaeria miniovina is the source of this 1799-nucleotide messenger RNA. RefSeq names its product amino acid/polyamine transporter I. The coding region runs from base 234 to 1556 and encodes 440 amino acids. Gene Ontology annotation, cellular component: membrane. Gene Ontology annotation, biological process: transmembrane transport. The transcript has 4 exons. The record is from RefSeq and is a predicted model, not a curated record. Gene Ontology annotation, molecular function: transmembrane transporter activity. Lineage: Eukaryota; Fungi; Ascomycota; Sordariomycetes; Sordariales; Lasiosphaeriaceae.
CAAGCCCGAGCUGCGGCGCAACCGGUCCAUGUUUACCUUGCUGUUCCAGUCUCUGGCCAUUGCUGCUGUAUGCUGGUUCUAAUUAUCCCUUUUUGAUCUCUCCCCGAUUGCUACUGCAAUGGUGCUACGGCCUGCAGCAGCUGACAUGAAAAUCUUUUUCUCAUGCGCCUCAGAUCCCGUAUGGCUUCGGUGGACCGCUGAUCAGCGCCAUCUAUGGCGGAGGCCAAUUGCCCAUGUUCCUAGGCUGGAUCGUGGUCCUCAUCGUCGACGAGUGCGUGGCUCUCUCCCUCGGCGAGCUCGCGUCGCGCUACCCGACCUCUGCCGGGCCUUACUACUGGUCGUUCCAGCUCGCGCCGCACAGCGUCCGUACGGUGCUGUCCUUCAUAACGGGCUGGACGUGGCUGAUCGGGAACUGGACCAUCACCCUGUCGGUCAACUUUGGCUUCGCCUCGCUGAUCGCCGCCUGUGUGGCCAUGUACCACCCGGAAUUCGAGGUCGAGCCGUACCAGCUGCUGCUCAUGUUUUACGCCAUCUGCAUCAUCACCUUCUUUGUGUGCGCCUACGGCAACCGCUUCCUGCCGCACGUCGACACCUUCUGCGCCGCCUUCACGGCCCUGGCCAUCUUCAUCACCCUCAUCUGCCUCUCGGUCAAGGCCGACGUGGGUAGGAACUCGCCCUCGGACACCCUCGGCCACUUCGACAAUUCCAUCUCGGGCUGGGGCGACUUUUCUUUCUUCAUUGGCAUCCUGCCCGCCGCCUACACCUUCUCCGCCAUCGGCAUGAUCUCGGCCAUGGCCGAGGAGUGCGGAGACCCGGCCGUGAAGCUGCCUAAGGCCAUUGCCCUGUGCGUGCCCGUGGGAGGAAUCGCCGGGCUGUUCUUUAUUAUCCCGAUCUGCGCCACGAUGCCCGCGCUCGCCGACAUCCUGAACGCGCCCGUUGCGCAGGCGCUGCCGUACAUCUUCCAGGCCGUCAUGGGGUCGCCGGGAGGCGGGCUGGGGCUGACGAUGCUGGUGCUGAUCAUCACCUUCUUCUGCUCCAUCUCCAUCACGGUGGCGGCGUCGCGGUGCACGUGGGCGUUUGCGCGCGACGAGGCCAUCCCGCUGUCAGGGCUGUGGAAGAAGGUCGACGCGCGCGCCGAGACGCCCAUCUGGGCGCUCGCGCUGACCACCGUCGUGCAGAUGCUGCUGGGCCUGAUCAACCUGGGCUCGUCAUCGGCGUUCCUGGCCUUCGUGUCGGUCGGCGUCAUCUCGCUCGCCGUGUCGUACGCCAUCCCCAUCUGCAUCUCCAUGUGGCACCGCCGCCGCGAGGUCAACGGCGCCCGCUGGACCAUGGGCCCUAAGAUCGGCUGGCCUGUCAAUGCCGUCGCCGUCCUGUGGAUCGCCUUCGAGACCGUCCUCUUCUCCAUGCCCCAGGUCCUGCCCGUCGACGAGAUCACCAUGAACUACGCCAUCGUCGUCUUCGUCGGCUUCAUGGCCCUCAGCGCUCUGUGGUACGGCGUGUAUGCGCGCAAGGUGUACAAAGGACCGCCUGAGUCGGACGGGUUGGCGGCGGAGUAGAAAAGAUGGAUAAUUAAUAAUAAUAGCGAUGUAAUUAGUGACUUCAUUUUGGAAUUCUUCUGCUUCUUUUGUUGUUUACAAGCCUUCUGCAAGUACAAACCAAUCCUCUAGCAGUGAAUGUACCUAGUACGAAGACAGGCUACAGCGCUGGGAUAGAAGUAGAUGUUCAACAUUCGGUGCGAAAAUAUAAUACACGAGAGAAGAAAAGAGGACCUAGUCUAGAUAAAACUUCCAUUGUGACGG